CCCGUCUGAGCAAAAGCACAGCGCAAAAGCACAUGUGAGAACAUGUCGAACAAUGCUGCGACACCCACGCGGGGAGGCCUGUCGCUCUAUGCGAACCUUCUCGACCCGAAUAAUGCUGGUCCUGGCACUAUCUCCAGUGCGCCGGUCUCCUACAAGCCGGCCGAAAGCUCUCCCGAACAGGAUGAGGCUGUCAAGAGACAGCAAGCACUCGCUGCCUCCCUGAGAUUCCAGCCUACCAAGAGACCCCAGAUCGCUGCUCAAAGAGCAAAAGCAAAAGCCAUCGCCAGUAAAUUCGCCCUCCCACCAACUGCCAGUCCUACAGCCCCCACAGUCGAAGGCGGCGCCCGGAGUCCUGCCACAGAAACUUCUGUACCUCAACCUCCUGCACCCAAGACCACCAUUGCGGACUGGACAGCCACGGCGUCCGAUGACGAUGAUGUGAAUAAUUUCUACACCGGGAAGCGUCAACGCGGAGGCCGGAAGAAACGCAAGAAGAACAAGGCAGCGGCCGAAGUGACUCAAAACUGGGAUGACAUCUACGACCCGAGCAGACCAAACAACUAUGAAGAAUAUAAACACAGUGAGGAGAAGAUCCGCGAGGUCAGGGAGUGGAAGGACCUUCUUUACAGACAUCGCAUGAGGCAGAGGAGUUAUAGUGAAUCGGAAGAUGACGACUACCGUCGUCCCAUGAACAAACAAUUUGCACCGCCUCCCAUGUCCUUUGCCCCUCCACCCAAUCUCAAUGACGAAAGCCCUCCUCCACCGCCACCCCCUGCUGAUAUUCCAGAUGAUGCAACUGGUGAGGACGCAUACUUGAGACGCUUGCGCAUGAGUCAGGGCCAGCAAAGUCAGCCGGCUGUUCCAUCGCCCCCGGCAGAAAUCCCACCGUCGGCUCAGAUCACGAGGGCACCAGUACGGUAUAACUUACCCGCAGCACCGGAAGAUAUCCAAGCAUCCGAACCAGGCCUGGAAGAUGAUCUUGCAGCACCCGGGGCUGGUGAGAAUGAAAAUGGUGACGCCGAUGAAGCACGAUCCAAACGUCCUGGUCAAGUGGGAUUUGCUGAACGGCUAAUGGCGAAAUAUGGUUGGAGCAAGGGUCAAGGCCUUGGAGCUCACGGCACUGGGAUCAUCAACCCCUUAUACGCCAAGGCUGACAAACGGAAGAAGAAGUCCGACGCAGAAGGUGGUGGCUUCGCCGCACCAGCAGGGACUGGUAAGAUUCUUGGUGGUAACAAAUCCAAGACUGCUCGUGCGGAGGAAGAAGGCAAGUUCGGGGCAAUGUCUGAGGUGAUUCGGCUCGAGGGCAUGUUGAACGGCCUAGAUCUUGACGACGAGCUCACGCAGGGAGAGGGCGGGCUUAUGCAAGAAAUUGGAGAGGAAUGUGGAGACAAGUACGGCAGUGUCGAGAGAGUCUACAUCCACCGGCCAGAAAAUGAAGAGGACGAAGCAUUGGUGUUUGUACAGUUCGUGAGCCAGCUCAGCGCUUUGCGGGCAGUCAAUGCGUUGGAAGGGAGGAUCUUCAACGGCAAUCCCAUCAAGGCGAGAUUCUGGCCCAAGGAGAAAUUCGACAAAGCCGAAUAUGUCUGAGGACACAGGGUCCAUGUACUGCAGGGGAUGGUUGUCUGUGAUGGGAUACCGACUCAAGCCACUGGGUAGCCUCUGGACGCAGGGCCAUUGACCAUGUUUGAUAGCGAAUCUGCGAGGCGUAGCCGCAGUACGGAGCCAAGGCUGAUGUGUAGGUAGCAUUGAUUGGUCUGAGCAUUGGACAUAGAGCCAGACGCGGUCAGGGGCCACGGGGGCGCGAAGAGCCAAUUGCAUCAUCGCUGAAUUGGUCCCUGCCUGCCUGUAAACCACCCCUACAAUCAGAAACCAGUU
Messenger RNA from Cladophialophora immunda, 1875 nucleotides. RefSeq lists its product as uncharacterized. The record is from RefSeq and is a predicted model, not a curated record. Gene Ontology annotation, cellular component: precatalytic spliceosome. Lineage: Eukaryota; Fungi; Ascomycota; Eurotiomycetes; Chaetothyriales; Herpotrichiellaceae. Bases 43 to 1587 code for a protein of 514 amino acids. The transcript is spliced from 3 exons. Gene Ontology annotation, biological process: mRNA cis splicing, via spliceosome. Gene Ontology annotation, molecular function: RNA binding.